AGGAACCUGGAGGUACAAAUAGCAGAGGACGAAAACCUUCCACCUAAUCACCGGACCAGAUCCAGCGAGCAACCAUGAAGACCUUCAUCUUCCUUGCUCUCCUGGGAGCUGCUGCUGCUUUCCCCACUGACGACGAUGACAAGAUCGUCGGGGGCUACACCUGCCAGGAGAACUCCGUCCCCUACCAGGUGUCCCUGAACGCUGGCUACCACUUCUGUGGUGGCUCCCUCAUCAACGACCAGUGGGUGGUGUCGGCGGCUCACUGCUACAAGUCCCGAAUCCAGGUGCGUCUGGGAGAACACAACAUUGAAGUCAUCGAAGGCAACGAGCAAUUUAUUAACUCGGCCAAGGUCAUCCGCCACCCCAAGUACAAUGGCAGAACCAUUGAUAACGACAUCAUGCUGAUUAAACUGAGCGCACCUGCCACCAUCAGCUCUCGAGUGUCCACGGUCUCUCUGCCAAGAUCUUGUGCAGCUGUUGGGACCCAGUGUCUCAUCUCUGGCUGGGGCAACACCCAGAGCAAUGGCUAUGACUACCCCGAGCUCCUGCAGUGCCUGGACGCCCCCAUCCUGUCCGACAGCACUUGCCGCAACGCCUACCCUGGCCAGAUCACCAGCAACAUGAUGUGCCUGGGCUUCCUGGAGGGCGGCAAGGACUCCUGCCAGGGUGACUCUGGUGGCCCCGUGGUCUGCAACGGAGAACUCCAGGGCAUUGUCUCCUGGGGCUACGGCUGCGCCCUCAGCGGCAAGCCUGGUGUCUACACCAAGGUCUGCAACUACGUGGACUGGAUUAAGGAGACCAUCGCUGCCAACUAAGCACGUUUAUGUCUUCAUGACCCAUCGCGGGAGACAACUUCACCGUCUUCCUGUGCCUGAAAACAGUAUCUAAAUAAAAACAUUCUG
Molecule: messenger RNA, 902 nt
Organism: Rhinolophus ferrumequinum (greater horseshoe bat)
Lineage: Eukaryota; Metazoa; Chordata; Mammalia; Chiroptera; Rhinolophidae
Product: trypsin
Exons: 5
Coding region: 75-815 (246 amino acids)
Biological process (GO): proteolysis
Molecular function (GO): serine-type endopeptidase activity
Source: RefSeq, a predicted model, not a curated record